CAGAGACGUGGUCACACCUGCUUUGAGAUCAAUUUCCACACCUCUGACUGAAUCACAACAUCCACAAUGGCAAAGACCGGCAUCUUGAAAAAAACUAUGAAGCAGACGGAGCCCCUGGAAGAUCUCUCAGCAACCAACAAGAGUCUCCGUCUCCAGGUAGAGGAAUUGAGAGGGACCUUAGCCUGCUUGGACACUGAGAAUCAGAUGUUUCUGAAAGACAAGGAAUGCAUCAAAGGGCAGCAGAAGGCUCUCCGGGACACAGUGGAUUACCUUAAAUCCACAAUAGAACACCUGCAUAAAACUGUGGAGGACAUCAGGGAAAAGUUGGACCAUGCCAACACGGUCAUCCAAGAAUUAGCACUGCAGAACAAGUCUUUGGUGAAAGCCAACGAAGACCUCAACAAGGAAAUGCAUGAGGUCACCAGCCAAGUGGCCAUCUUCAAAGACGAUAAGCCUGCCCAAGAGGAUAACCUCGAAGAAAUGCGGAACCUUCCGUCAGAGGUUCAAAAGUACCUGCGUAAUCUGGAGGACAAACUGGCUGUGAUGGAGCAUAGCUUCCAUGUGGAGAAAAUCCAUUCUAGCCAACUGAAGGAGAAAGUUAUGGAUCUUCAGAAAGUCAGAGAAAACAGGAGGAAGUACAUCCAAGAUCUGCAAAACCAACAGGAUCUCUGCGUGCAGCAGGCCACAUUAGUGCGGCUGGACCAGGAGAACCAGAUGCCAGCGGGCGUCCUGACGCAUGAACUAGUAGAGGCCAGGCUGGUGGGGGUGACCCAGGACUGGUCAAAGGAAAGGAAGAUUCUGCAUUGGUUAUGGACAGCAGCCAAAUUUCUGAUGAUGUUGCUGUUUGGCUGUUGUCUAUUGGUUGGCCUUGUCUUGGCAUACACUCACUUUUUUAAUCCGCUGUUCAUCUCUAACACUGUUUUGGUGCUCCUUAGUGACCAGAGCAUUGACAGACUUGUGCACCAUUUCUCUCCUUAUCUUGAGUGGAGAAAUGAUGGCCUUUUACCAUUUUGA
Messenger RNA from Crotalus tigris (Tiger rattlesnake), 1014 nucleotides. RefSeq lists its product as uncharacterized. The coding region runs from base 67 to 1014 and encodes 315 amino acids. The record is from RefSeq and is a predicted model, not a curated record. The transcript has 2 exons. NCBI's taxonomy places the organism in Eukaryota, Metazoa, Chordata, Lepidosauria, Squamata, Viperidae.